Molecule: messenger RNA, 4912 nt
Organism: Pogonomyrmex barbatus (red harvester ant)
Lineage: Eukaryota; Metazoa; Arthropoda; Insecta; Hymenoptera; Formicidae
Gene: dre4
Product: SPT16 homolog, facilitates chromatin remodeling subunit dre4
Biological process (GO): transcription elongation by RNA polymerase II
Cellular component (GO): FACT complex
Molecular function (GO): nucleosome binding
Source: RefSeq, a predicted model, not a curated record
CGACGCGACCGUCACGAUUCGCGGCAUCACGAGCGUUGCGUGUAUUGCGGAUUGCGGGUUUGGUUAUAAAUCCCGCCAUCUCCGUAUCUGUGGUCGCACAAGUUUAUCCGCGAUCGUCAAUGUUCGUUACUCCGUCGGCGGUCGAAUUCGCGAGGUAAACCGAUUUGCGUACCGGCACUAUAAAUCACACGAGAAAACCGAGUGGGAAGAUGUGAUAACGCUGCGGCGAUCUGCGUGUCUUCUGAAUGUUUUGUUCCUUCGCCCGCUUACAACGCAGGCGUUGAUUAUAUUUUCGUAUUAGAGAGAGAGAGCUCCUGUAACCGCGUGCGUGAGUAAAAAUCCAAACGCCAAACCAUGGCAAACGUGUCUCUCGACAAAGAUAUGUUUUUCCGGCGUAUGAAGCGCCUGUACGCCGCGUGGAAGGAUGGAGAAGUCGGUACCGAUGACAGUUUCAGCAAAAUGGAUUGUCUCAUUUCUGCUGUUGGCACUGAUGAAGAUAUUGUUUACAGCAAAUCCAUAGCAUUGCAGACAUGGCUCCUCAGUUACGAACUUACAGAUACUAUAAUGAUAUUGGCAGAAGAAUCUAUUAAUUUCUUGGCCAGUAAAAAGAAAAUCGAAUUUCUAAGAAAAGUGGAAAAUCAGAAUACUGAAGAUACAGGAGUACCACCUGUGAAAUUAUUUGUGAGGGAUAGAGUUGAUGAAGAUAAAGGAAAUUUUGCAAAACUUAUUGAAGUGAUGAAACAAAGUAAAAAAGGCAAAACUUUGGGAGUGUUUUCAAAAGAAAAUUAUCCAGGUGCUUUUAUGGAUGCAUGGAGGGCCACUUUAAAAAAUGAAUCUUUUGAUACGGUUGAUGUAAGUGCUGCCGCUGCUUAUGUCAUGUGCCCAAAAGAAGAUAGUGAAAUAAUUACUAUAAAGAAAGCUUGUCUAAUAUCUGUGGAUGUUUUUACCAAGUACCUUAAAGAUCAAAUAAUGGAAAUCAUAGAUUCGGAUAAGAAAGUUAAACAUUCAAAAUUGGCAGAAGGUGUAGAUACAGCUAUUACAAAUAAGAAAUAUGUAACUGGAGUAGAUAUUACACAGGUAGAUAUGUGUUAUCCUGCGAUUAUACAAAGUGGUGGAAAUUAUUCGCUUAAAUUUAGUGCUGUUAGCGAUAAAAACACUACUCUUCACUUUGGUGUUAUUGUUUGUUCAUUGGGCGCACGUUACAAAUCUUACUGUUCAAAUAUAGUGAGAACUCUGUUGGUUAAUCCCACAAAAAUAAUCGAGGAAAAUUACAAUUUCUUGUUACAACUAGAAGAAGAGAUCUUGAAAAAAUUAACUGCAGGAACAAAAAUAAGUGAAGUAUAUGAGACUGGUAUCAAGUUUGUGAAAGAUGAAAAACCAGAAAUGUUAAAUCAUUUAACUAAGAAUUUUGGAUUUGCUAUGGGUAUUGAAUUUAAAGAAAGUUCUUUGCUAUUGGGUCCGAAAAUUCAUGCAAUAACUAAAAAGGGCAUGGUAUUUAAUGUUAAUGUUGGUCUUGCAAACCUUACCAAUCCAGACGCAACAGACAAGGAAGGGAAAACAUAUGCCCUUUUCAUAGGCGAUACAGUUAUAGUGAAUGAGGGACAACCUGCUACUAUUUUGACUCCUUCGAAGAAAAAAGUAAAAAAUAUAGGUAUAUAUGUGAAAGAUGAUGAAGAUGAAGAAGAAGAGGGCAGUGGAAAAGAGAAUGAACCAAAGCCGGAAAUCUUGGGACGUGGAAAAAGAACAGCUGUGAUAGAAUCAAAGUUGAGAACAGAGCAUAGCUCAGAGGAAAAAAGAAAACAACAUCAAAAGGAAUUGGCUCAACAAUUGAAUGAAGUUGCUAAAGCUCGGUUGGCCCAACAGUCUGGUGGUAAAGAACAGGAGAAGAUACGUAAAUCAACAGUAUCUUAUAAAAGCUUGAGUCACAUGCCACGCGAACCAGAAGUCAAAGAAUUAAAAUUGUAUGUGGAUAAGAAGUAUGAAACUGUGAUUUUACCUAUCGCUGGUAUUCCGGUACCUUUCCACAUAUCAACAAUUAAGAACAUUUCACAAUCAGUAGAAGGAGAUUAUACGUAUCUUAGAAUAAACUUUUUUCAUCCGGGUGCAACGAUGGGACGAAAUGAAGGUGGAUCUUACCCUCAGCCUGAUGCAACGUUUGUUAAGGAAGUAACAUAUCGAAGCACAAAUACCAAAGAGCCUGGCGAGAUUUCCGCACCAUCGUCAAACUUAAAUACAGCCUUUAGACUAAUUAAAGAAGUCCAGAAGAAAUUCAAAAAUCGGGAAGCGGAAGAGAGAGAAAAAGAAGACCUUGUAAAACAAGAUACCUUAAUAUUAUCGCAGAAUAAAGGCAAUCCAAAAUUAAAAGACUUAUAUAUUCGCCCAAAUAUUGUUACAAAAAGAAUGACUGGCGGUUUAGAAGCGCACACAAAUGGAUUCCGUUAUACUUCAGUUCGUGGGGAUAAAGUGGAUAUUCUUUAUAAUAACAUUAAGAAUGCUUUCUUUCAACCGUGUGAUGGUGAAAUGAUUAUAUUGCUUCAUUUUCAUUUAAAACAUGCUAUUAUGUUUGGUAAAAAGAAACAUGUAGACGUACAGUUCUAUACCGAAGUUGGAGAAAUUACUACAGAUUUAGGUAAACAUCAGCAUAUGCAUGAUCGAGAUGAUCUUGCAGCUGAACAGUCGGAACGAGAACUAAGACAUAAAUUAAAAACUGCUUUUAAAAGCUUUUGUGAAAAGGUUGAAGGAAUGACAAAACAAGAGAUAGAAUUUGAUACACCAUUUCGAGAUUUGGGAUUUCCUGGUGCACCAUAUAGGAGUACUGUUUUGCUUCAACCAACUAGUGGAUGUUUGGUUAAUUUAACAGAAUGGCCUCCAUUUGUCAUUACCUUGGAAGAUGUUGAAUUGGUCCACUUCGAAAGAGUACAAUUUCAUCUAAAGAACUUUGACAUGAUUUUUGUCUUCAAAGAUUAUCAUAGAAAAGUAGCGAUGGUAAAUGCUAUUCCUAUGAAUAUGCUAGAUCAUGUCAAAGAAUGGUUAAAUUCAUGUGACAUUCGGUACUCUGAAGGUGUUCAAUCUUUAAAUUGGACGAAGAUUAUGAAGACUAUAACAGAUGAUCCUGAAGGCUUCUUUGAAAGUGGAGGAUGGACUUUCUUGGAUCCAGAAAGUGAUGCUGAAAACGAGGAAGUUGAAGAUGAAGAAGAGGAAGAAGAUGAUGCUUAUGAGCCAUCUGAUAUGGAUAGUGAAGAAGAAUCUGACGAUGAUUCUGAAUAUUCGGAAGCUUCUGAAGAUACUGAUAGCGAAGAAGAAGAAUUAGGUAGCUCUGAGGAAUCAGGAAAAGAUUGGUCGGAUUUAGAAAGAGAAGCGGCCGAAGAGGAUAAAGAGAGAGGAGACGAUCGUUAUCGUGACGAUUAUAGCUCCAGUAAAAAGAAGAAAGCAAACCGAAGACAAUCUCCAUCUUCUUCGAAAGAUAGGCAUAAUUCCAAACACAAAAGUUCUUCAAACUCGAAAAGCAAAAACUCGUCCAGUAAAGAUAAACGAUCAUCGGACAAACACAGAACGGAUCGAUCACGGAGUGGGGGUUCACACAAGAAAGGGUCUCCUUCCAAAUCAUCCAAACACAGUCCUAAAAAGAGUGAUAAGCACGAUAAACAUGAUAAGAGUAAAUCGUCGCAUUCUUCGUCUAACAGUAAGAAACGCUCUCGUGAGGAAAGUUCAGAGAGAAGUAAUAGAGGAUCUAAAAGAUCUAAGAAGUAAAUAUGGACAAGAUCUGCACAUUGAAAAAAGGACACACAAAAAAUUAUAACAAAUACCACAUUAAUUCCAAGUAAAGCUUUUUUAAGAUAUAGCGAACAGCUAAUUUGUAGAAAUAGUACAUUUUCUUGCAUUGAAUCAGCAGAGAGGAAGUGAUUCAAUUGAAAUUAUUUUUUGAAUUAUAAUUCUUUUGCCGUUCGAGUAUUUUACUUUCGUACAUAUUAGUUUAUUGUAGUAUAAUACAGAAACUUCACAUAUAACAGCGAUAAUUAACAUCCUUUGUAAUCUAUCUUUCUAUUAAAUAUUUCUAUAUUUGAAAUUUUUAAUGUACAUAACAAUCAAAUUUUGUACGAAGUCAAAAUAUGUAGGAAUAUAUGCGUGUUACUAUUUUUGUUUAGUAUUUUUUCAAUUAAUUGUCAAAAAAAACAUGGUUUCUCCUUUUUUUUAUCUAUAUUUGUGUUUUCUAUUGUUAUCUAUAUGUUUUUGAUAUUAAUGUAGUUUCUAAGAUUAAAUAUCUCAUUCCAUUUAUUAUCUGAUAACCGCACAUGCAUAUACAUCUCUUAAGUUUUCCGUAACACAUGAGAUGUUAAAAUAAAUGAUUUAAUGAGGUAAAUUUAGAGUACUUCCUUUUCUCAAGAAAUGUUAGAAAAUCAUCUUAUGUAUAGUUUGUCGUGAUAUUUUCGAAUCGAUGAGAGAUACUCAAAUUUAUUAUACUGAUAAGAAAUAUAAUAUAGAAUUGCAUUAAUAUAAAUAUAUCUGAUAAAAUUAAUUAUAAUAAAAAAAAUAAUAUAAAUGCAAGAUAAUGUACUAACAAUAAUCGCGAUUCAUCACGGUACAUGGGCUCUGAUAAUUUUUUUCUUGGAGCUUAUUAAAAAAAUUUGAAAUUUUUAGCUACUUUGAAGUGUCAUUGGAUUUAUAUACUUAAUGUUAUUUGAAGAAAUAACACAUCUUGACUUGUUAUAUGCUUUAAUUAUUCAGAAAAAUGGAGGUAUAUUUAUGAUUUCAUUGCGCCCAUGCAUUAUAUAUACGUUAAAAAACAAAAGAAUUGUUGAUUCGAAAAGUGAGAAAGGCCGAAACGAAUUGAAACUUAUUCACAACUCAUUUACAUAGUUCUCAGAUUUGUACCUUAACAUAAUAAAACUGUUUUUAAGUUAUUUAACAUUAA